Molecule: messenger RNA, 1785 nt
Organism: Penicillium canariense
Lineage: Eukaryota; Fungi; Ascomycota; Eurotiomycetes; Eurotiales; Aspergillaceae
Product: lipase family protein
Exons: 3
Coding region: 1-1785 (594 amino acids)
Biological process (GO): lipid metabolic process
Source: RefSeq, a predicted model, not a curated record
AUGGCUUCCACUCAAUUCGAGCCUCCGGAACAGCGGCGCAUUCGCCGACGGACAGGGCAGACAUGUGGCCCUGCAGACAACCGUCAUUCCAACGAGUCGCUGUACACAAUUCCCACGGGGGCGUCUUCAUCCUCCAUGCUUCGAACCUCUUACUUACCACCACCUCUCCCAUAUCGCUCUUCUGAUCCAGUUGGCUCACCUCCCGCUCCUUCUCAUCCUCCCCAACAUAUGCCUCCUUCUCCUCCUCCCUUCCCUUCUCAUGCCUUCCAUAAUCCUCACUCUUCACACCAUCUUCCUUUAUAUCACCACUCUCAGCCUCCGACAGCCUCUCGGUCUUCCUUGCAUCCUUCACGCCUUAUGACUACUCUCCUGGUUUCUCUCCCAGUGCGGAAUAGGACUGGGUCUGACUUGACAACCUGCACAUCUUCCCUUGCGCUGGGCCGGUCGAUGUCGGAAUUGGUUUCCCACGGCGCCAGCAAAGCUAAUGCAACAAUCCUGGAACUAGAAGGCUUGGUUUUGCGUUGCAUUAAUGGCGACCAUAAUGUGCGUGAUAACACCUCGCUGCUCUUGGACGGGGUUAUCACGUCAAUGGAUAAUGACUUGUUUUGCGGGAGAGAAAACGAACUCCUCGCGGCUUGCACUCGUCCAUUCCGGCUACAUAGGCAACAGCGCCGUCGACAGUCCUCUCGACCAGGGCAGAAAAAGACCUCACGGUCAACUGACUACUUCUCCAAGGUGUACUUGUACGCCAAUUCACGAAUGCCACCGAGCCUACCCCAGUUGAGGCUCGACCCUCCAAUUUGCAUUUUACUCAAACUGGCAGCUCACUACUCUAAGCGGGCCUAUCGUCAACCUCGCGGGCAAGAACGACGCUCGUACGUGGACGCUGACUGGCUACAAGGCACCAAAGCAAUGGUGAUCAAGUCACUGCCAGUGGAUGAGGCGAAAACAAUCGUGUUCGCUAUUCGUGGAACACAGUCCUUCAUGGACUGGACUGUCAACGUCCAAACUGCACCGGUUCCUCCCACUGGCUUUCUCAAUGAUCCUUCCAACAAAUGCCACUCGGGAUUCCUUAGGGUAGCCCGCAAAAUGGUUGCGCCUGUUGCAGCCGCGCUACGAGCAUUACUCGAGGAGGACCCCAGCCGCAGUGACUACAAUUUGCUGAUGACCGGCCAUUCAGCUGGCGGCGCAGUGGCCAGCUUGCUCUACCUCCACCUACUCUCAGAGUCCGCGGGAGUACACUCCGAGCUCAUCCAUCUCCGUGGCUGCUUCAGGGAAGUCCACUGCGUCACAUUUGGCGCGCCGCCCAUUUCUCUCUGGCCGUUGGCAACUCCCCGACCCGCUCAGGCAUUAUCGAGGUCCUUUUUCAUCGCCGUAGUUAAUGAGGGCGACCCGGUCCCCCGCGCGGAUAAAGCCUAUUUCUUCUCCUUGCUGGAUCUCUAUGCCUCCCCCGCGCCAGCACCCAUAUGGACCACGCUUGCCUCGGGAAGCAAGCCCAUCUCGAGUGUCCACUGGAAGGUCCCGCGGACCACUCUGUCCAUCGCAGGUCGCAUUGCUCUGCUCCGUGCUCGCGGUCGGUUUCACGGGCGUUCGGCUACAAUGCACAAUCCCAGUGUCCACGCUCCUCCGGUACUACCACCGCGCGAGGAUCUAGAAUUGUGCGGGACAACGGAUGCCGAACUAUCUGGUGUCGUAUUUGGUGACCCUCUGAUGCAUACAAUGGAUCUAUAUGCUCGCCGCAUAGAUACUUUAGUUUGCGAGGCGGCUCGGGGUUCCUCACAGUGA